Messenger RNA from Arachis duranensis, 987 nucleotides. Its product is annotated as probable galacturonosyltransferase 4. Gene Ontology annotation, molecular function: polygalacturonate 4-alpha-galacturonosyltransferase activity. The transcript is spliced from 7 exons. The coding region runs from base 1 to 987 and encodes 328 amino acids. Lineage: Eukaryota; Viridiplantae; Streptophyta; Magnoliopsida; Fabales; Fabaceae. The record is from RefSeq and is a predicted model, not a curated record.
AUGAUAAGAUAUUUACAGGAUUCUAGGAACGUCUCCCUAGACGAAGCGUGGCGGGCUUCCCCGCUUGCCACCCUAGGUGACAACAAGCAAGGGAAUGAAGGGAACACCUUGGAGAAAGCUGAUGACGGUGGUGGCGAAAAUGUAAAUGGCGAAGAUGCUAUUGAUGUUGAUGACAGUGAUGCAAAGCUCACUAAAUCAGAUCGUGCUUCUGAUCGCGAGUCUCAAGUUAAGUUUGAGUCCGACGAAGAUCAAAACAAAUGGAUAUUAAACAGCGCCUCCAGCAACAUAAACAAGAAAAUUCUCUCAGGGGAAACCAAUAAGCAGAAAGAACAAAUGCCACCAGAUGCUAAGGUACAGCAACUCAAAGAUCAACUCAUCCAGGCUAAAAUCUUUCUUUCCUUGCCAGUAGUAAAAAGUAACUCCCAUCUUACACGGGAACUACGACUACGGGUAAAGGAAGUUUCACGAACACUUGGAGAUGCAAGCAAGGAUUCUGACUUACCUAGGAAUGCAAAUGAGAGAAUGAAGGCGAUGGAACAAACUUUGUUGAAAGGGAAGCAAGCUCAAGAUGAUUGUGCUGCUGUUGUGAAGAAGCUUCGGGCUAUGAUCCACUCAACAGAGGAGCAGCUCCAUGCACACAAGAAGCAGACUUUGUUCUUAACACAAUUAACAGCAAAAACAUUGCCAAAAGGUCUUCACUGUCUUCCACUGCGCCUUACAACUGAGUAUUAUAACUUGAAUUCUUCUCAGCAACAGUUCCCCAAUCAAGAGAAGUUAGAAGACCCUCGACUAUACCAUUAUGCAAUAUUCUCAGACAACAUAUUGGCUGCGGCUGUUGUUGUGAAUUCAACUGCUGUUAAUGCUAAGGACACCUCAAAGCAUGUUUUUCACAUUGUUACCGACAGACUCAAUUAUGCAGCAAUGAGGAUGUGGUUUUUGGCAAAUCCACCCGGCAAUGCAACCAUUCAGAAAGGCCCCACUGCAUAA